Molecule: messenger RNA, 2334 nt
Organism: Haplochromis burtoni (Burton's mouthbrooder)
Lineage: Eukaryota; Metazoa; Chordata; Actinopteri; Cichliformes; Cichlidae
Gene: necab3
Product: N-terminal EF-hand calcium binding protein 3
Exons: 13
Coding region: 190-1275 (361 amino acids)
Biological process (GO): regulation of amyloid precursor protein biosynthetic process
Cellular component (GO): cytoplasm; Golgi cis cisterna; endoplasmic reticulum
Molecular function (GO): calcium ion binding
Source: RefSeq, a predicted model, not a curated record
GAGGGGCUGGCGGGUCUGUUCAGCUGCGCACCACAAAGUUGCAGAGCGUCCCCGAGUCCCCGCCUGCCUGCUUGCACUUGUCAUCUCUCGCACCUGGAGCCCUAAUCUCGUCCAUAGCAACAUCUUCAUUUUACUUUAGCCUUCUAGACUUCAACAGUUUGAUUUAGACGUGUUUCGUUGCGGUCGAAGAUGCUGGCUUGUACAGAGAUGAUCACUAUGUGCCUGCAGUCGGCCAAACAGAAGCAUCUUCGGGCUCAGCAGCAACAGCAGCCGCCGCACAAUGCCGGACAGGGGCUUACUAUUUUUCAUGAUAUUUUCCGCAGAGCAGACAAAAACGAUGAUGGCAAGUUGUCAUUUGAAGAGUUUAAUACUUACUUUGCUGAUGGGAUCCUGACUACUGAGGAGCUACAGGAGCUUUUCUAUUCCAUAGAUGGCCAACAGAAUAACAAUCUGGACACUGACAAGCUAUCAGAAUAUUUUUCUCAGCACCUUGGAGAGUAUCUUAAUGUCCUUUCAGCUCUGGAGAGCCUGAAUAUUGCCAUCUUAAAGGCAAUGGAUAAAACUAAAGAGGAGUACCAAGGUGCCAGCGUGUUGGGUCAGUUUGUCACCAGAUUCAUGCUAAGGGAGACAUCCAGUCAGCUGCUUUCUUUACAGAGGUCCCUGCAGUGUGCCAUGGAGGCUGUGGAAGAGCAGAGCAGCCCUGCCCCGAGAGAAGUAAAGGCGCCAGAGCUGACAGCAAUACAGAGAAAUGGCAGGCGCUGUGGUCGCAGGGUCCAUAAUAACCUGUGCCUCUCUCCAUCAGAUCCCUGCACUGGCAUCCUGACCAUGGGUGUCAACAUGGAAGAUGGAGAGAACUGGUGUUCUCAGAUCAAUAGGCUGCAGCAACUUUUGGAUAAACUGGAGUGUCAGAGUCCCAAGUUGGAGCCACUUAAGGAGGACACACUGGCCAGUACAUACAAGUCUAAUAUCCUGCUGGUUCAGAGGCAGAUGUCAGUGACUGAUGUCAAUCUGGACAAUUUCCAGAAAGUUCUAAAGAGCUACAUUGACGCCACCUCAGCUCACUCUGACAACCUGCAUGUGUCCGUUCAGAAGCUCCCAGGAAAGUCGUGUUACAUAAUGCAUGAGUUCUGGCAAGACCGCCUCUCCUGGAUGAGCUAUCUUCAGUCUAACAGCAGUAAAGACUUCCAACGCUGCAUUAUUGAUAUGUUGGAGGAUGCUGAAGUAGUAUCCACUAUGUUGCUCCCAGCUUCCUGGUGGAUUAUGACUAACAACUAGCAACUAAAUCCAGAAUGUCACAUCUACUGCCUACACUGUCACACGGACAAAGGCACGCUGGCGCAUCAACCCACCCACCCACAUGUACUCUUGCACGCAUACAAACACACAAACACACACACACAUACAGAACAUUUCAAAAGACAUCCACGUGUUUGAAAUCAACAGGAGACCGAGACAAUGGCGUCAUCCAGCAUUCUCCAGCAGCAUCUUUUCAUGUUCCUGUCUUGGACUGCUCAUUAUUGUGCCGCUUUAUGAAAAGGGAUAGUUGCACACACUAGCUACUAUUGACCUGAAAGUAACUGAUUCUCUGCAACGCAAAACCCGUUCUAUGAAUUUUCUCCCCCUUGUCUCAAUUGUGGUAUGGCCUCCCUUUUUUUGCAGUGUUUGUCUGAUAUUAUGCCAAUGGAUGGAAACCAAAAAGACGCUAAUGUAGGCUACUAGAGCACACGCAAAUUGGAAUGAGAUUACAAUACCAGUAGGGUUUUGUGUAUUUUGAGGAGUUGUUUACUGUUGAGUACAAUUGAUAAGGAUGAAAAAGCAGGAGAGGAUGAGGAGAUGAAAGGUUACUGUAGCCUAAACAUGCAUGUUGAUGUGGCCGCAUCCUGGCUGUACAUGCUGUAUUAUAGUGUAGCAGUGUAUUUUUUUUUUCAUUUUGCUAUCCUACUAUUAUGUGCACAGAAUGCCAAAAAUGCUAUUAAAAUUACCACACCUGCCCUGACAUUUCUCUAUUGCUAGAUACAGUGUACUAGUGGUCUGCUAUUAGUUGCAGUGCAUCUCUUCAGUCUGAGACACAUUAUCAGUCUCAAAUGUAAAAAAUAUCUUAAAACAUGCAUAUUUAAAAUAAAUAAUACUUUGUGAGAAGAUUUCAUUGUAUCACUAAGUUAUAAAAGAAAAAAAUGUAUUUAAUGCAUCAUGUAUUUAUUUUGAUGAUGGUGGAGUUUAUGCCAUCUGUACAUAUGGAAAUUACAUAUAUUCAUAUUUAUGUUGUGCUUUGGUUUGGCAAUGUACACAGCUAAAUGACUGAAAAGCAACUUUAAUAAAAAUGAAAGAUAACAA